AUGAGUCAACAAACAAGUAUUCCAAGUAUUAAUAAAGUGAAGAAUAAUAUCAAUCAAUUAGUUCGUAUAGUUUUAACUGAUAUAAAUAAUGCAAGAAGUGAUCAGUAUGUAUCAUCCAAUCAAGAAAUUUCUUUUUCAAUAAUAAUGAGUCCAAAUACUUUUUCACUCUACAAGAAAAUGACUGAUGGAACAGAUUUUGAACAAAGAUCAUGUUCAGAUCCUCCAACAUGUUCACAUAGAAGCAUUCUUGUUCAAGAAACACAUCGUCAUUUAGAAAUUAUUGAUAGUGUAUGGUGCGCUGAUCAAAUAUACUUUUGUCAUCUAAUAAAUCAAGAGAUUUUCAUCAACAGUCAUACUGGCAAAGUACUUCGAUUCAUUUUAACUGAUGUUAAUGUGAGAAGAAGUGACAGAAUUAUAGGUAUUUCAUCAGAUUGA
Messenger RNA from Rotaria sp. Silwood1, 435 nucleotides. The record is from the annotation of a GenBank genome assembly. NCBI's taxonomy places the organism in Eukaryota, Metazoa, Rotifera, Eurotatoria, Philodinida, Philodinidae.